AUGCUCGAGUUUGUAAAUGAGCAGUUUGUAAAUGCAGCUCCAAAUACUACGGCUUGGUGUGAAACCUUGGAGACCUUUCUUGGAAACAGAAGAUACAAGUUAACAACUCGGUGGUAUGCGACUUUGAUUGAUAAGAAGAACCUUCUUGUGAACAAUUAUCUGGAUGAUAUGAGAAGUUCAAUCAAAGUUUCAGAUAAGAAUGUUGGAAUGGAACAAGAAGAUAAUAUUGAAAUUGAUGAGGAUAUGCACACUGCUGCACCAAACUUGGAAAAACCAAGUGAUUAUCUGAGAGGGCGGUGUCCUUUGUGCUUUGGUGGAAAAGAUUGGUCAAAGCCUGAUGAUUUGGUUGAUUUCAUUGUAUGCUUGGAUGCUUGUUUCAAGCAAAAGUCACGCAAGGCUCAGGGUAAAGAACCACCUGCCCCUCGGAAGCACCCAGAUACAGCAUUUGUCUCUUCAGAAGAUGUCAAGGCAAUGGAGGAUAUAGUCAAUGAAAUACGCCCAGAGCCCAAGUCUGGUUCAAAAGGUAAAAAGUCACAAGAUAGUCCUUUACAGCCUCAGAAGGAUGAAAAUCCUGACUUGUAUGAAAAACAAGUUAAAGCUAGCACUCAGUUCUUUUCUGAUACUGGACUCAUGGCUCUUCUCUGUCGACAUGAUCGUGUCUUAUGGCUGGUAAACAUGACUUCUGCAGGAGAGAAGCAACACUAUGCUCUGGUUCUUUUAGAACGUUUGUUCAACCAUUUACCCUCAACUGCUAGAGUGGACUCAUCUGGGCUAUAUCAGUUUUUCAUGCUUAUGGCCAUCAAUGGGCUUGCCAGCUCAUUUAUCACCCAAGAAAAUGGUGAGGGCUGUGAGCGUUUUUGGAGCUCAAUUAAACUGCUCAUCCCAUCACUGAGAGUUACUGGAUACUAUAACCGUCUCUAUACCUUGGAUACUCAAGUGAAGCAUCUGGAUAAGAAGUCACUAUUGAAUCUUGGAGAUUGGCUCAGACGUAAAUGGGUUUCCAUGAAUACACGCAAGUCAGAAGCUCUUGAUGUCUUAGAAGAGCUGGCAGAAUUAGAUAUCACUGAAGAUAUUCUAAGAGAGGAUGGCUGCUCACUGUUCACAACUAAGCCAUGCCCGCAUCCAGAUCUGAAUAGUGCCCAGUAUGGCGAAAUCCCCCUUGUCUCCAGUUUCAAUGGCAAGGCGAUGGUUUUUGUGAAGGACUCGCAACAGUGGAUCAACCAAUUCUGCAAGAUUCAAGGGGAUGGGAGGAGAACAGUGGGGAAAAGGCCACAUGUUGAGGAAGAGGGAGAAGAAGAUAUUCAUGAUCUUCAAGUUCCAUCGUCCCGCCCAUCUUCCCCGCCUUUGAAAAAGAGAAAGGUCAGCUUUGUCACUCUUCCCAAGGCCAGUUUCUACAACAACCAUCGCGGCGCUCCGAAAUCCUACAAGGUCGAUCCUCGUUUCGUUAACUCCACAUCCAGCUCUUCAACCUUGAAACCAACUGCUCAAGUCACUAAGGAUACUGAAGCAUUUUUCCACACCAUUAAGGGUUCUUCCACCUCCUCAUCUGCAAAGCGUGCUUGA
Molecule: messenger RNA, 1563 nt
Organism: Laccaria bicolor S238N-H82
Lineage: Eukaryota; Fungi; Basidiomycota; Agaricomycetes; Agaricales; Hydnangiaceae
Exons: 10
Coding region: 1-1563 (520 amino acids)
Source: RefSeq, a predicted model, not a curated record